AAGGUUGGUUUGCUUAGCUUCUAAACUUCAAAUUCCACAUGUUUUUCUGAGGUUGCCAUCAUUGAAUAUUAUACUGCUAGGAAAAUAGUAGCAAAUGAAUAGGGACACUCACUCAUCUCCAGUACUCCACAUUAAUUCUCUUAUAUUCUUUUGUCUCAGCCUUUCUCUGCUGUGUCCAUUAAUUCCCCUCAGUCUUUCUGUGUUCCUAACUACACCGACCAUGUGUUAGUGCUCAUGCGCAAAUAUGCUAAGCAGAAAAUAUAUAUAGUCUUGAGAAAGAACUAAGUUAAACGUAGCUAGCCAUUCAAGAAGUCCUUUUUUCUUUUGAUAUCCGAAUCAUUUUUCUAGAUUUGGCCAUGGAUUCUACGAAUCUUCAUAAUCAUCGUCAACUCCAACAGCAACAACAGCUUUCUGGGUAUCCCUUUUUCGCUGGAGUUUCAACUUUACAUGAUUGGAACUCAACCAUGACCUCGGAAGAAGAAUAUUACUACAAGGGACACAUGAAAAGAAGCAUCGGCACAUUUCCGUUAAUGAACACCUCAAUGUUCCAGGAUGGGCAUCAAUUAUCCAACGUUCAGCUGGAUUACAAAAAUAACAAGGCCGGAUGCAUAAUAUCAAAUGAUUAUUUCCUCAAGAUGAAAGAUAUGAAUGGUUUAAGCAACAACUUGUUCAAAGAGAGUUACUUUGGAAACGAACAACAACAUGCGUUUGAUCUGAAUGAGAAUCUUCUGUCCGAAGAUUCGUAUAUGAACAAUGCUAAAACUAGCAUUGCUUUUUCCGGUUUAGCAGCUGCUGCUGAUGCAACUAAUUCGAGUUAUAUCUCAAGCAACGAUAUGGAACAUACAGAUUUCCAGGGGUUGAAGUUAGCAUAUGAUGGCCUAACUUUCAAGAAUAGUAUUAGUGGCCAUGAUAGUAAUGGUAAUAGCUUUGGCCAUUUCUCUACAGACAGGAUGUUUGCUGAUGGACUGCCAGAAUCAGCCCAUAGUCCAUCUUCAAAUAGCUCCAACAAAAUCAUCGAAUCAAAUGUUAGCAAUACCAUUGGAGUUUCUUUAAAAGCAAAGAGAUCUAAUUAUUCUGCUGAAGAGGAAGCUACUCCAUGUCAAGAAGCAUCAAAGAAGCCUCGAGUCACAUCGCAAUCUUCGAGCACAUUCAUGCUUAAGCAGGUUAGAAAGGAAAAAUUAGGAGACAGGAUUUCAGCUCUACACAGAUUAGUGGCACCUUUCGGCAAGACUGAUACUGCAUCAGUAUUAACAGAAGCCAUUGGCUAUAUUCAGUUCCUUCAGGACCAAAUCCUGACAUUAAGCAUGCCUUACACGAAGUCAAGUCAAGGGAAUCUCCAUCAUGUAGACUUAAAGGAUUCAAGCAUAGACACGAAGUGUCAGCCAGUGCUAGAUCUAGAGAGUAGAGGAUUAUGCCUUGUGCCCACAUCUUUUACUUCUUACAUCACUUCUUCCUGCGAUUGAAACAUCGGAAAAAAAUGACUCCAUUGACUUCCAUGGAAGCAUAUGGUAGGACAAAUUGUACAGUUACUGUAACUUUUCAUGCCCAAAAUCAUGCAGAUAAUGUUUACCAUGGCAUAUAUGUUUAAUUUGCUAUCAAUAAUCGCUGAAAGAUUUAGAGCGGUUUUCCUUAUGGGCAUAUCCAGAUUCUUGAAGUAGUUCUCAUUUCAUCUA
Capsicum annuum is the source of this 1673-nucleotide messenger RNA. RefSeq names its product transcription factor bHLH110. Gene Ontology annotation, biological process: regulation of transcription by RNA polymerase II. Lineage: Eukaryota; Viridiplantae; Streptophyta; Magnoliopsida; Solanales; Solanaceae. The coding region runs from base 357 to 1463 and encodes 368 amino acids. Gene Ontology annotation, cellular component: nucleus. Gene Ontology annotation, molecular function: protein dimerization activity; DNA-binding transcription factor activity, RNA polymerase II-specific; RNA polymerase II cis-regulatory region sequence-specific DNA binding. The record is from RefSeq and is a predicted model, not a curated record. The transcript is spliced from 7 exons.